UCAAAGUUUUGGUACAAUAAUCAAAUUGAUUUUUAUUCGGAAAAUAUUUUAGUACAGUGAACGGAAAUUGGGUGUCUCAAUAAUCACGCUAAUCCCGUCCCCCAUUCCUUUCCGUUUCUUCUCGUUCUUUCUCGAUCCCCAUUUCUUUCUCUUCUCUCUCAUUCUCAGAUGCUCUCUUCUUUUCGAUUGUUUGCGUCUCCCUCUUCGCCUUCGAACCUUAACCCUCUCCUUUGGGUUGUUUGUCAUCAUCGUCAUUCGAAGCCUUUUCUACUACUUCAUUCAUGUUCUUUUAGUUUUUCUCUUUAAUUCAUUUCACCUCCAUAAGUUCUGAAAUUUUCCAUUUAUAGGCCUUUUUGUAAUCCCUGUGUAUUUAGCAUGGGUUCUUAUAGAAAGGGAAAGGUUGCUCUUGAUUGUUUUCGGACCUUGGCUUCAAAGGUUCUUCCCCAAAAUAAAAAUUUCCAACGUGGUUCGAGGAUAUUCCAAUCUAGGUAUUUGGAUUCGGGUUCCAAGGUGUCGAAUGCCAAUGGGUUCAAGUCUUCUUCUUCAAUUCCUACUAGGGUAGUCACAUGGGGUGGUGGAUUUAAUAGGAACUUGCACAACCGGUUUAAUGUUGGGGGUAGGAGGUUCUAUUAUGUGGAUCCCUACAAUGUGCAUCAUUUCAGGCCUAGAGGGCCAAGGAAGUGGUUUGAGAAUCCUAGACAUGUAUUCAUUGUUGUGGUGGUUGGGUCAGGGAUAUUGAUAACUAUGUAUUUUGGGAAAUUAGAAACAAUUCCAUAUACCAAGAGAACCCACUGGAUUUUGUUAUCUAAAGCCAUGGAGAGGCAACUUGGGGAGGCUGAAUUCGAGAAACUGAAGGAGAGUUUCAAGGGAAAGAUCUUGCCUCCUAUACACCCUCAGAGUGUGAGGAUAAGGAUGAUAUCAAAGGAAAUCAUUGAUGCCUUGCAGAGAGGGUUAAGCAAGGAACAAAUUUGGAGUGAUGUUGGUUAUGCAUCAGCACAUGUCACAGGGUUUGAAGGGCAUACUGAGGAGACUUUGAAAUCGUUGACUGAUGCUAGUGCUGAUGGCAAGGCAGAAAGUGGUUGGCCCAAAGAAGAUGAAAUCCUUGAUGACAGUUGGGUUCAGCAAAGUAGAAAGAAAGGCCACGAGAAAGGGCCAGCUACCUCGCAUCUCGAUGGAUUGAAUUGGGAGGUGCUUGUUGUCAAUGAGCCGGUUGUCAAUGCCUUUUGCCUACCUGGUGGUAAGAUUGUUGUAUUCACCGGAUUGUUAGAACAUUUUAAAAGUGAUGCUGAGAUUGCCACUAUAAUUGGACAUGAGGUUGGCCAUGCUGUGGCCCGACACAGCGCUGAAGGUAUAACGAAGAACUUGUGGUUUGCUAUCCUGCAGUUGAUUCUUUAUCAAUUUGUCACCCCUGAUAUCGUCAACACAAUGUCUUCUCUCUUCUUGAGGCUACCAUUCUCUCGACGGAUGGAAAUGGAAGCCGAUUACAUUGGCUUGCUCUUAAUUGCUUCCGCCGGAUAUGAUCCACGGGUAGCACCCACAGUGUAUGAGAAGCUGGGAAAAGUCACCGGUGGUGACUCGGCACUCAGGGACUAUCUCUCUACUCAUCCAUCUGGAAGAAAGAGAGCAGAGUUGCUCUCCCAGGCCAAAAUAAUGGAAGAAGCAUUCACCAUAUACAAGAAUGCUAGGUCUGGAAGAAGUAUUGAAGGAUUUCUUUAGACUAGCGUCACUUAUAUUUGCACACCAGAAUCAACAAAGAACGUGUAGAUGAAACUUGAAGGAAUUCUGUUUUAGCCAAAAGAAAAGCUAGGCAAUUUUCUGUAUGCUGAAUUUUUUCAACAAUUUAGUUUCACAGAUAGAUGUUUGUUAUGUGAAGUGUUAAUUGUACAGUGUUUCAAAGAAAAUUAUUGAUUAGAUCAUCUGUUGUAACAUCUCAAAAGUAUUUCUAAGGUAAAAGUGACUAUUUUUUCAUGUGUUCAGUACAUGUUAUUGCAACAACCAAAUCAAGUGUAUGAUGCUCAUAUAAAAGGUUAAAAAAGUAUUGUUGAAUGUA
Molecule: messenger RNA, 2050 nt
Organism: Arachis stenosperma
Lineage: Eukaryota; Viridiplantae; Streptophyta; Magnoliopsida; Fabales; Fabaceae
Product: mitochondrial metalloendopeptidase OMA1-like
Exons: 4
Coding region: 376-1716 (446 amino acids)
Cellular component (GO): membrane
Molecular function (GO): metalloendopeptidase activity
Source: RefSeq, a predicted model, not a curated record